Molecule: messenger RNA, 428 nt
Organism: Paramecium primaurelia
Lineage: Eukaryota; Ciliophora; Oligohymenophorea; Peniculida; Parameciidae
Source: the annotation of a GenBank genome assembly
UAAUAAUAAUGGUUUAGGUGAUGGAGCAGAAUUCUAAAAUAGUGAUUUACCAUCACCUUAUGAUGUACCAAUGCCAGAAAAGAAUUUAAUAUCUGACAAAGAAAAAGAAGAAAUAAGAGAUUGGUUACUAUAGUUAUCUGUUAAUCAAAAUUAAGAACCAGUAUUACCAACUAGACCAUGUGAUUGUGGAUAUUAAAUAUAUGAUGCAUCAUUAAAGUAAUUAUAUAAAUAUAAUUAUUUAGAUGCUUUAAAUGUAAGUAAACAUGGGAGCCUUGUAUUAUAACUGGUAUGCCACUUCUUAAAAAUUAAAUAAUUAAUUGUUAAUCUUGUGGAAAAGGGGCACUCAAAGAUGCAUGGAAUACAUAUUUAUAAGCAUAUCCAACCUGUCCAUGGUGUAAUAAACAUGCAAAAUGAUAUCAUAAAAUAAG